AUGGCAAAUAUACAUGUGCAAAUGGCCCGUUCAACGGUCAAUGCUGCUCGCCAGGUGGUUUCUGUGGUACGACCGAUUCUCAUUGCAAGACUGGGUGCCAGAGAGAUUAUGGGACGUGUAAAUAAGCGAAUGGAUUGCUCUGAUGCUUACUUCUAUGUUGCGCCGUCACCCAUCUGUAGGUCCUAG
Messenger RNA from Parastagonospora nodorum SN15, 186 nucleotides. RefSeq lists its product as hypothetical. NCBI's taxonomy places the organism in Eukaryota, Fungi, Ascomycota, Dothideomycetes, Pleosporales, Phaeosphaeriaceae. The coding region runs from base 1 to 186 and encodes 61 amino acids. The transcript has 2 exons. The record is from RefSeq and is a predicted model, not a curated record.